Messenger RNA from Cylindrotheca closterium, 855 nucleotides. The record is from the annotation of a GenBank genome assembly. Lineage: Eukaryota; Bacillariophyta; Bacillariophyceae; Bacillariales; Bacillariaceae.
AUGAAUUCCUUCUACUUGGCAGCGCUCAUGACACUUCCCACUGCGUUGGGAUUUCAAUCAACGAUAUCGACGUCAUCCACCUUCGGAAAGGUAUCUUUGACCACCAACAGUCCCCUUUCAAUGGCUAGUACAGAAUUGGAAAAUGACGACUUGCCUAAUACAACGACCCCUCUACCGAUGACCAGUACCGAAUUGAUGAAGGAGGAUGACUCCUACCCCAACCGCCUGCCAACCCAAAAAGGCAAGAAAAUGUCAGAAUCGAUUCCCUUCCUUGGAUGCUCGAGAGUGUUACAGGAAUCUGAUUUGGCCGGAAAUGUCGGGUUUGAUCCUCUUGGGUUAGCAAAGAAUAAAGAACAACUUUGGGAAUAUCGUGAAGCCGAGGUUAAGCACGCUCGUUUGGCAAUGCUGGCAGCGAUAGGUUGGCCUGUGUCGGAAGUUAUGGACCGCAGUAUUGCUGAUUUCUUUGGUGUGCCGACAACUCUAGACGAUGGAGAUCGAGUUCCAAGCGUCUUGAACGGAGGUUUGGACAAGAUUCCUGUUGAAUUUUGGGGUUUCUGUUUGGGAUUGAGUGCUGCCAUUGACAUGUACGGAGUGCAAAAGGCUCGUCGCGGAGAUGAAGGCUAUUUUCCAGGAAACUUGGGCUUUGAUCCUGUGUCUCUUUAUCCUAUUGACAAGGAAGGACAAGAUCGUAUGAAACUUGCUGAAAUCAAACAUGGGCGCACUGCUAUGGUCGGCGUCUUGGGAUAUGUAUUUGAAGAGGCCAAGACUCACUUGGCCGUUGUAGAUGAAACUCCAUUUCUGUUUCAACCAAUCACCGAAACUGUUGAGGAAGUCAUUGAAGGCGUGAUCAACUAG